Molecule: messenger RNA, 243 nt
Organism: Linum trigynum
Lineage: Eukaryota; Viridiplantae; Streptophyta; Magnoliopsida; Malpighiales; Linaceae
Source: the annotation of a GenBank genome assembly
AUGAUGGAGAUUCUGAUGAUCACCGAUUUCCUCUUGUGGUGGUCUGGAUCUGGGCUCGGAUGCAUUAAAGUGACGCGGCGGAGCUCUGCGGAUUGGCGACAGGGAACGCCGACGACACUCUUUGUUAAGGAUGUUACCACAGAGGUUGGGUUUAAGGGAAAGGAGGAGACCUCGAGAUGGAGCAAUUCAGAUUCUUCCUCCGCUCACUGGAAAUCUAUAACAACGUAUGAGACGAGAAGGUAA